AUGUCCACAAUCACCUCGCUUCUCGACACCGAUCUGUACAAGCUGACGAUGCAGGCAGCUGUUUUGCAGCACUUUCCCGCGGCACAGGCGACUUUUCUGUUCAAGAAUCGAACACCAUCCAAACAGCUCAACGACGACGCGAUUGAGUGGCUCAAGAGCGAGAUUGCGGCGCUGGGCGAGCUUCGAUUUACUGAGGACGAGAUUGUGUUUCUCCAGAAGCAUGUCGGCUUCCUGCCAGCCGAGUACUUUGAGUAUCUCAAGACGUGCCAACUCGAUCCGGCAGCCCAGGUCAAGGUGACCGUCAACACAGAAGGACACCUGGAAAUCGAGGUCAAUGGCCCCUGGAAAGACACAAUUUUGUACGAGAUUCCGCUGCUGGCGCUGGUUUCGGAAGCGUACUUCAAGUUUGUCGACAAGGACUGGAGCUACGACGGACAGAGUGAACUGGCGGCCACCAAGGCCCAGGAGCUCAUUGCCCAGGGCUGUGCGUUUUCCGAGUUUGGCACCCGACGCCGACGUUCCCUCAAGACCCACGAUAUCGUCAUUGCCGGUAUUCUGGAGGGUCUCAAAUCCGCCCAAGGCAACGGUAUCUUCACAGGAACCUCCAACGUCUACCUGGCCAAGAAGUACAAUCUCAAGCCGAUUGGAACGGUGGCACACGAAUGGAUGAUGGGCGUGGCUGCAGCUACGGGCGACUACUCUACAGCCAACCUGCGGGCCAUGGAGUUGUGGAUCCAGACGGUUGGAGACGCCAACGCAGGGGUGGCUCUCACAGACACGUUUGGAACGGAAUCAUUUCUCCUGGACUUCAACAAGCCGCUCACAGACAUUUACAACGGCGUGCGGCAGGACUCUGGCGAUCCCCUGGAGUACACGAAGCUAUUGGGCGACCACUACAAGCAGUUGGGAUAUGAGCCCAUGUCCAAGGUGAUUGUGUACUCGGAUUCGUUGGACGUGGAAAAGUGUGGCAAAUACAAGGCUGCCGCUGCCGAGAACGGGCUCAAGGCUGCCUUUGGAGUGGGCACUUUCUUCACCAACGAUUUCAAGCGGCUCAGCGAUGGACAGAAGAGCACUCCUCUGAACAUUGUCAUCAAGAUCCAACAGCUCAACGGGCAGUCGUGUAUCAAGCUAUCCGACAAUCUGUCCAAGAACAUGGGUGAUCCCGAGACCGUUGAGAGGGUUAAGCGGGAGCUUGGGUAUGUUGAGAAGGGGGAUGUGAUUGACGAGUCCAAGCGGUGGAAUUGA
Molecule: messenger RNA, 1245 nt
Organism: Yarrowia lipolytica CLIB122
Lineage: Eukaryota; Fungi; Ascomycota; Dipodascomycetes; Dipodascales
Biological process (GO): NAD+ biosynthetic process via the salvage pathway
Cellular component (GO): cytosol
Molecular function (GO): nicotinate phosphoribosyltransferase activity
Source: RefSeq, a predicted model, not a curated record